GCGGGGAGGCGGGCGGCGCGGGCCCUGCUCCGGCGGCCGGCCGGCAUGACGGCCGAGCUGCAGGCCGCGGGCGGCGCCCCGGGCGGCGGCGGAGCGGAUUGCCAGAUGCUUUUAAACCAACUGAAAGAGAUAACAGGAAUUCAGGAUUCAGCUUUUCUUCAAGCAGCUCUAAAGGCUGCUAAUGGAGACCUAAUGGAAGCAGUCACCUUCCUCACAGAGGAGCAUGCUCAAGAGCCUGCUCAGGACACAGCUGCUGCAGAGCCAUCUGCUUGGGAAGGGAGUGCUGUGGGCAAACAGCUUCCACAAAAUGGUGCUGCACUCAACCCUAACAACAAAGAAGACCUCCACACAGUUGUUUUCAGAGGACUGGAAUCACCAAAAGGUCAAGCUGCAGAAAGAGAUGUUGAAAGACCGCAGGAAGUACAUUCUGCUGAAAACAAAAAUCGUUCCAAAAGGAAACGCUGUGAAGUUUGGGGAGAGAAUCCCAAAGCGAGUGACUGGAGAAGAGUGGGCGACUGGCCUGUUGGAAUGAAAAACAUUGGUAAUACAUGUUGGUUUAGCGCUGUCAUACAGUCUCUCUUUCAGUUGCCAGAAUUUCGGAGGCUGGUCCUUGGCUACUCUCUGCCACAAAAUGUACUUGAAAGUUGUCAUAGUCGCACUGGAAAAAGAAAUAUUGCAUUCAUGCAAGAACUUCAGUGUCUGUUUGCUUUAAUGCUGGGAACACGUCGUAAGUUUGUGGACCCUUCUGCAGCACUGGAACUUUUAAGGGAUGCAUUUAGAUCAGCUGAAGAACAGCAGCAAGAUGUGAGUGAAUUUACACACAAACUACUGGAUUGGCUGGAAGAUGCAUUCCAGCUUGCUGUGAAUGUCAAAAGCCCUGCAGAUAAAUCUGAAAACCCAAUGGUACAACUUUUCUAUGGCACUUUCUUGACUGAAGGUGUCCAUGAAGGCAACACUUUUUCCAAGAUCGAAACCUUUGGUCAGUAUCCCCUUCAGGUAAAUGGUUAUCGAAACUUGAAUGAGUGCUUGGAAGGAGCCAUGGUGGAGGGAGAAAUGGAUGAGGAGACGGCAACUCAGCCAGUGAAAUAUGGACAGGAGCGCUGGUUUACAAAGCUUCCACCAGUAUUGACCUUUGAACUCUCCCGAUUUGAGUUCAAUCAGUCACUGGGACAGCCAGAAAAAAUUCACACCAAGCUAGAAUUUCCUCAGACUAUUUAUAUGGACAGGUACCUUUACUGCAGCAAAGAGCUUAUUCAGAUGAAGAGAGAAGAAAUGAAGAAAUUAAAGGAGAGAAUGAUGCUUCUGCAACAGAAACUGGAAAGGUACAUGAAAUAUGGCUCUGGCCCAGCUCGCUUUCCACUACCUGACAUGCUCCAGUAUGUCCUUGAAUUCAUCACUACAAAGUCUGCUGUACCUGUGUCUCCUGUGUGUGUGUCUUCAUCUCAGGACUCUGAGACAACUGUCCUGCAGUCCCAAGCUGGAUCAUGCAUUUUGGACAUGCUUUCACAGCCAAACAACGUACUAGAAAGAAAGGAUACUAAGUCUGAAGAUGCAGCUGUCUUUUUGGCAAAUUCCUCGCCGCAGAAAAAAAUGAAUGUGCCACUCCAGCCUUCUGGUUCAACAGCAGAAAUAUCUGAACGGCCAGCUCCUCAUGUGGUUUCUGAGGAAGAGAUGAACCUUGUUAGGACAUGUCUACAGAGAUGGAGAAAUGAGAUUGAACAAGAUGUGCAAGAUCUGAAGGAGUCUAUUACCAGAGUUAACCUAUCCAUUGAGCAAAUGUACUGUGACCCUCUCCUCCAACAGGUUCCCUAUCGUUUGCAUGCAGUCUUGGUACAUGAAGGGCAAGCAAAUGCUGGUCACUACUGGGCCUACAUAUAUGACCAGCCUCGAAAAAGAUGGCUCAAAUACAAUGACAUCUCAGUGACAGAAUCAUCAUGGGAAGAAUUGGAGAGGGAUUCAUUUGGUGGCUCGAAGAAUGCUAGUGCCUACUGCCUGAUGUACAUAAGUGAUAAGGUGUCCCGCUUUGUUGCAGAUGAUGAUGAUGGCUCAGAGGUUGGACAGUUUCAGAAGGAGGUUGAAGCCUUGCCCCCCGAACUGAGACACUACAUUCAAGAAGACAAUUGGCGACUUGAGCAGGAGGCAGAGGAGUGGGAGGAAGAGCAAUCUUGCAAGAUUCCUCAGAUGGAGCCAUCAGCUGCUUCUGAAUCACAGGACCUCUCUUCUGAAUCAGGACUAGAUCAGUCUUCAGUCUGUGAGCAGAGUGUGCGUUCUCUGUCUUCCGAGCAUGCCAUGAUUGCAAAGGAUCAGACUGCCAAGGCCAUUGCAAACACAGCCAAUGCCUAUGAAAAGAAUGGUGUUGAGGCAGCUCUCUGCGAGCCAAAGGAGGUAGAACCAAUGAAGGCCCACCUGGGAGAAACAACCUUUACAGUUCAGGCAGAACAACCACAAGAUGCUAAAGAAACAGAGUCUGCUGCCCAAACUAGCUCACAGGUCUCUGAAGUGGAAAUCCCCAGUGUGGGGAAGAUUUCUGUUAGAUCUGAUGCAGAUGGAUAUAAUGAGGAGGUGAUGCUGAGUCCAGCCAUGCAAGGUGUCAUCCUGGCUAUUGCAAAAGCCCGCCAGACCUUUGAUCGAGAUGGGUCUGAAGCAGGGCUUGUUAAGGCAUUCCAUGAGGAAUACUCCAGGCUCUAUCUCCUUUCCAAAGAGACCCCUACCCCUCAGAACGAUGCCCGGUUGCAACAUGUGCUCGUUUACUUCCUGCAAAACAAUGCUCCCCAACAGGUUGUGGAACGGACCCUUCUCGAACAGUUUGCAGAUAAAAACCUCAGCUAUGAUGAAAGGUCAAUUAGCAUUAUGAAGGUAGCACGAGCUAAGCUGAGAGAAAUUGGUCCUGACGAGGUCGAUAUGGAGGAGUAUAAGAGAUGGCAUGAAGACUACAGCCUUUUUCGCAAGGUAUCUGUUUACCUGCUUACAGGGUUGGAGCUGUAUCAGAACAGAAAGUACCAGGAGUCCCUGACCUACCUGGUCUAUGCCUACCAAAGUAACACCACUCUGCUGAUGAAAGGAACCAACAGAGGAGUGAAUGAAUCGCUGAUUGCCUUGUACAGAAGAAAGUGUCUCCUGAAGUUGAAUGAGGUGGCAGCAUCUCUGUUUGUAAGUUGUGAAGAAGCUCGUGUGGCAGAGGGCAUUAGUAUCCUGAAUGAGCUGAUCAUCCCCUGCAUGCACCUCAUGAGCACCUGUGACAUCUGCCAAGAAGAUCUGGAUGCCAUUGAGGUCAUGAGAAACCGCUGGUGCUCCUAUUUGGGACAAGAAGACAUGGAUGCAAACCUGCAGAUGAAGCUGGGCGAAUUGCUUCCCAGGCUGCUCGACUGCUCUGCGGAGGUCAUUGUGCUGAAAGAGCCCCCGAAGAUCCGGCCCAACUCCCCGUACGACCUCUGCAGCCGCUUUGCAGCCGUGAUGGAGUCCAUUCACGGCGCCUCAACUGUGACUGUAAAAUAGAUGGCAGACUUUCCACCCUGAUAUGGCGUAUUAUAAACCACCCACCUUCACAGCGUCCUCCCAUCAGGCAGUAUUUAAAAGGGAGAGGGAAGAGAAUAGGUGAUUCAUAUUCAGACCUGUGUUCUAUGUAAAUAUGAAUGAAUAAAAAGCAGUAUUGCACUUUUGAGAUAAUAUGUUAAGUAAGAAUGCAAAGGACAUGAACCACUGUUACUAAUAUGAUCCAACAGGUACCUGACAAUUCCAUCUGCUUUAUAUUCCCAAGACCAAAUGAGGAGUUGUUUUUUGUUUUGUUUUGGCAAUUUUCUACACUGUCCAGCAGGCACAUAUCACUGGGAUUGUGACAAUAGCAGAGGAAGAGAUUGGCUCAUCUAGUGAGCAAAACUAUUAGCUCUCAAUCUGUCAGACACAUUUACAUCUUCCUAAAUUAUUAGCUGCAAGACAUUAUAUAUUCAGAUCUUGCCAAGCUUCUGCUAGCAGAAGUCUGAAUUGUGUGAUUAGGAAGCUGAGAGGAACAAUGGCACUCACUCUCUAUCAUGUGGUCAGUCGUGCAUGCAACUGCAUAUUUUAGUUAAGUCAAACAGGCAUUUGCCUUUUGUAUUUUAACUGGCAAAAGAAAAUAUGCAGGAUUCUUCCUCUGAGAAAGUCGAAAGCAAAUAACGUCAGUGACAAGAGAAAGGACAGAACUGUAAAGAUUGCCUCCACCACACUUGUGCUACAGUGAUAGCUGACUGGUUAAAGGACAUAAAACCCCUGAAGCAUAUUCCCCUCUUGGAUUGGAAAGUGAACUUCCUUCUCACCACUGGUGGAUUUUCAGUGCUGGAUUAGUGAUGAUAACUGUAAAGGUUAGAAUCAGCUCUCUUUUUAUUUUUUUAAAUUUUUUAAUUAACUUUCCUUAAAAAAAAAAAGCAAGCCCAUUUGGAUUUCCUUUCAUGAGCAGCCUGUAAUUGUGUUUGGACUCUGGCAAUUGUUUAAACCAGAUGCUCUAAGUAAGAGGAGAGGGUAAGCCUGUUUGUUAGGACUAUGCAGGUUUUCUAAAAGUGCAAUAAAAGCAUUUGUUCUAUGUUAGAAUGAAAAAGCUUUCUCUGUGUGGGGUUUUUUUUUUUCAGUGUUUUUUCUUCUUCUGUUGUUAUGCCUUAUGGUUCCUCUUGGCUUCAGUAGCAAGAAAGGGAAGCAGAAGAAAAAAGAAAUCCAUUGGCAAAGUAAUGUGGAAAUGUGUGUAGCCUAAUGAAGCUCCAGAGGUGCCAGAAUGGUGUGAGUACUUGCUGUAUCUCAGCUUAGGUCUCCUGUGAAGGCAGCAGACUGCUUGGUAGCUCAGACUUCUGCUGCCAGGACAGCACUGGGGGACUUCCGUACACUUCAACAGAAAAAUAGAUGAGUUUACUUAGACUAUGACCACAGAGUUACAUUUGAUCCUCAGACUUGACAGCUUCAGCUCAUCACUGACCAGCAUCCAAGAGAGCUGUCUCUUAAGAUAGGAAUUUCAUUAAAGUCUGCAACAGUGGCUUAACAUCUUUGUAACUUGUAGAGUAGACAGGUCGUGUUAUACCCCGAGGUUAAAUAUGGCUUACAGCAUGUGUCUGUGACUUGUCUGCUUUGUGGCUGAUGGUUUUGUUAGCUAACACACGCUGUAACGUGAACACAAGUUGUAAUUCAACCAAGUGAGCAUCCUGUGUGCUAGUGCCUGUCUUAAGCCUCCUUUAGUUAAAUAAGGGUGGGACAUGCUGAGCUGCACUUUGAGUUACUUUGCUAUCUCGUUUUCUGUCUAGCUGUUCUCUAUUUCUGCUUGAGAUUAAGUGGUGUAACCAAGGGUUCACAUUCUGCGAUGCUGUAAAUGGGCUGAAGGACAUGCGUCUUGGAUCCCUGCUGUGUCUGGAGAUAACAGCCUGUCUGUGGGGCACAUCCAGAGGCAUGGGGCAGGUGUGCAGGGGCAUAAGCUGGGGUCCCUCCCAAGCAGGACGUGGUUCCAGGGGGUGUGGCUGGCAGCUGGGAGAGCAGGGCUUUCUCAAAAAACAGGUGGGAGUUAAUGAAGCUCCAGGGAGUUGCAUCUCCCCUCCUUUAUUUUAUUUGCCUGCAAAAUGGUGCUGGGAAAAUGCCUAUGUUUGUUAUCAGUGCCUAGUGGCUUCUCUUAAAGUCUCAUUUUUCAGAGCUGAAAAUCUGUUUUGAGUCCUUUUCCAUUGCAAGCCAUCCUGCAUUAACUUGUGUUUUUUUGUGCAAGAGGGAAUCUGCCAUUCGGAAGCAAGCAGCAGUAAUAAUUCAUUCAUACUGAAUUAAUAGAAAAGAGGAAAAAAUCAGUGUUUUCCUGCAGCCAAAAUCUGAGUAUUUUCUUUAUUAAUUGGGGAAUUUAAACAUUUAAUUGCAUAUUGAGCUGAUAUCAUGAUUCUACAUUAUAAUGGAGUCCUUACCUGUUUCUGCUGUUAUUGCUCUGAAAAAAAUGCAGAUUCUUUUCAGCAGCUUAGGAAGAGGAGAGAGAAAUGCCCUGGGGUGUUUUUUUCUGACAAAUUAAAGACAGAUUUUUUGUAGGACUUCUUCCUAUUACAAAAUGUGUUGUAAUUAGCAGAGCUAUGUUUGAAUGAAAUUGUCACCAAGGUCCCACUGCUCUGUCAGUUUGUGUUUCCGUGUUAUUUAGGAAUAACAUGGCUGGGAUUUGGUUU
This is a messenger RNA of Cygnus atratus (black swan), 6146 nucleotides long. RefSeq names its product ubiquitin specific peptidase 28 (gene USP28). Gene Ontology annotation, molecular function: cysteine-type deubiquitinase activity; protein binding; cysteine-type endopeptidase activity. Bases 46 to 3495 code for a protein of 1149 amino acids. Gene Ontology annotation, biological process: DNA damage checkpoint signaling; regulation of protein stability; protein deubiquitination. Gene Ontology annotation, cellular component: nucleus; cytosol. The record is from RefSeq and is a predicted model, not a curated record. Lineage: Eukaryota; Metazoa; Chordata; Aves; Anseriformes; Anatidae. The transcript has 26 exons.